UCUGUUCACUUGUAGUAUUACUUUCAACGUCAAUACUCAUCAUCAUGUCUGGUCGUGGUAAAGGAGGUAAAGCAAAGGGAAAGUCAAAGACCCGUUCAAGUCGCGCUGGACUCCAGUUUCCAGUCGGUCGUAUCCAUCGUAUGUUGCGCAAAGGCAACUACGCAGAACGUGUUGGAGCUGGGGCUCCAGUCUACCUCGCAGCUGUUAUGGAAUAUCUGGCUGCUGAAGUUCUCGAGUUGGCAGGCAAUGCCGCUCGUGACAACAAGAAGUCUCGUAUCAUCCCACGUCAUCUCCAGCUGGCGAUCCGUAACGACGAGGAGUUGAACAAACUUCUCUCUGGAGUCACUAUCGCUCAAGGUGGAGUUUUACCCAAUAUCCAAGCUGUUUUGUUGCCAAAGAAGACCGAAAGAAGCAGCUCGUAAAUUAACAUCAAUUAAAAAAAAAAAAAAGGCCCUUUUCAGGGCCACCAAAUUUUUUAAAACGAAAGAAUCUUAUUUAAGUUCUUUAACUAGAAAAAUUGUACACUUGAUCCAAUUAUUCCUUACAUCAAUUUUCUCAUAACUCAUUUCAAAUCACAAACAUUUUUAGAACUUGAAUGUAUUAAGGCUUUUUUUUUUCAACACAAGUAUAAAUCUAAUCUGAAAGAUUCCAUCAUUUCAUACAUAUUGCAAUUGUUGAUCCUAACAAACUCUAAUGAUGAAUGAUAUCGAUUUUCAGCAUCAGUAAAUUAUCAUCUAUUUGAUCAAUGAAUGAAAUUUCAAACAUCUUACGGAAGUGCUGAUUUAUUUCGUAGCAUCAACAAAUCUAGUUCUCAAUAAUCAACGACCCCACAGAUCAAAACGAAUCAAUGGAUCUCUGGUUUCACGAAUAAUCGGAAACCGAAACCUCUUAUAUAAUGCAGGUGAUAUUUUUCCUGCAAUAUUCUAAUUAGUGUUGUCACAAUCGGGUGCUAUUAUUCGAUUAUUUACAAUCGGUACUAGACAAUCGAUGUCAUCAAUUAAUCGUCCAUAAGCAAUCGAUUAAUCGAGAAAUCGAUUAAUUUUAGCAAAAAAAAAAAACAAUUGUUUUCUUAAUCAACCGUAUAGUUGUGCAAUCGAUAACUCAACAAUCGAUUGAGGAAAUCGAUUUUAAAAUUUGAAUUUGAAGUUUAAUAUCACAAUGAAA
Messenger RNA from Microplitis mediator, 1164 nucleotides. Its product is annotated as histone H2A-like. Gene Ontology annotation, cellular component: nucleosome. The transcript has a single exon. Gene Ontology annotation, molecular function: DNA binding; structural constituent of chromatin; protein heterodimerization activity. The coding region runs from base 45 to 422 and encodes 125 amino acids. The record is from RefSeq and is a predicted model, not a curated record. Lineage: Eukaryota; Metazoa; Arthropoda; Insecta; Hymenoptera; Braconidae.